Amoebophrya sp. A120 is the source of this 1449-nucleotide messenger RNA. The record is from the annotation of a GenBank genome assembly. NCBI's taxonomy places the organism in Eukaryota, Dinophyceae, Syndiniales, Amoebophryaceae.
CACACACAGAAUUUAAUGCAAACUAUCCAUGAAUAAACACUGCAUUAUACGGUGCUUGGCCUGAGACUAGGAAUAGUACUGUUUUGGAAAAAGGUGGUCUUAAAGAAUUUUUCAGACAGAGCACGGAAAACAAAAAGACAGUCCUCCAUCAUGGCUACCUACUGGGAGCGGCAGGAGGAGGAGUUCCUCGCUAAACUAGACGAGACGCUGGACCGCACCCGAGACGAAGCGCAGAACAGCAGUGCUGAUCAUUCACGCGGCAAGAUGGCUUCUAGCAGUACAGUUGGACAACUACCUGCCCCAGGAAUAUCCGCCAGCAAUUCCGUUUCAAGCGGGCAAUCCACCGCAGCCUCGUCGUCCGACCCAGAGUCAUCGAUAUUAAAAGAGGCGGAAACAGUACUAGCAAAUACGGGGACAGCUACACCUGCUGUCACAGGGGCUGCACCCACAUCGACUACAGACAUCUCACCAUCAAUAAAUGCGGGCGACAAGAUGAAGAUCCUUCUCGACAGCAAGAAUUUGUCAUCGGCAAAAAUGAUCUCUGGAAGCAGUAGCAGUACCGCUUCUCGGGGCAGCAAGGUGUUUCAGAAGUUCAUCGACCGGCUGCAGAGGGUCAUCGAGAAAAAGCAGCCGGGGUUUUCACUGUCCAAAUUCCUAGACGGAACCGUGAUGAACCAAGACUCCUUCGCUUUUCUUGUGGAAGAAAUGUAGGAUUUCUUUACGUAGUGCUGCAGUCGUAUUUUUUCAAAUGUGCCAGUACAAUUUUUUAGAAUAGUACGCAUAGGGAAGAUGAUCUUGUUCGCGUAUGGUGCCAGAUUGAUGAAAAAUCUCUAUUUAGUUGAAACGCAUGAAGAUCGAAAUUGACUCAGAUUCGCGAUUGACCCGGCAAGUGAAUUUGGACACACAAGCCAGGAGCUUUUCGAGCAGGCUUUGGAGGCACAGGGCGUGAAGGAUAGCAAGCUCGACCUGGUGCAGCUGCUACAGGACUUCGAGGACUGAUGCAGUAUCUUUACAUGGGAAGAGAAACGCAGAAGCUACGAGCACACUACAUGAGAUGCCUAUCAUUUCCCAUAAAGUUUUAAUUUGUACACAUUUAUUCAAAUUCAAUGUUGACGAGGUAGAAAGACCACCUACUUCUACCAUAGCGCCACACAAAGCACUGUAAAUCAAAUGAAACAGAAAAAGCGUCAGAAAUAAAUCUCCACUCCCAUGCGACGAGGAGUGCGGGCAAGCACAAGAGACAUAAGAAAACCUCCGAAAAUCAUCUGUUGACACUGUUUUUGGGCGACUGGAAGUACAUCGAAAGACUGUGUUUUAUUACACAUGAUGAGCAAGAACGCAAAAUGUUAUCACAUGGUGCAACGACAUAUUCAUCACUUACCAAAUGCGGAACUCUUCAAUGCGACGUUGUUGCACUGGACGUCGCACAAGAAGUGUGGAACUUCUGAU